AUGGCACAGCCCGUGAAGCCAGCAAAGAAGCGCGUGGGCAUGCUGCAGGCCGUCCCCGUAGUGGCGCCGCCCGACGAGCAGCUCCGGUCCGCCGUCAAGCGCGCGGGCCGCGUUGCGCCGAGCGCGGCGAUCAAGAACGAGGCCGAGAAGGAGCGCAACAGGGCGGCGCGGCAGCUGGACACCCUGAUGAAGGAGCUUUCGGUCCCACUGACGAGGUACCUGUCCGCCUUCCCCAAGGCCGCGGCGCUGCACCCCUUUGAGGCUGCGCUGCUGGACCUCACUGUGGGCCGCGGCACCUACCAGUCCGUCCUGGGCAAGGUGCGCCUCUCUGUUGUGGCCGCGCACGGCGCCGCGGCCGCGUCGGCGCGGAGACGCAGGGCCGCGGCUGCGCUGCGGUUGCGCGCGGGGUUGAGGGCGGGGCGCGGGGUGGACUCCCUGCGCAAGGCGGUGCAGGAGGUGGGCAAGGCCUACGCCAACAAAGCGGCCAAAGCCGGCAGCAAGAGGGAGGCGGCGGCAGCCGCGGAGGAGGGGGCCGAGAUGAUGCAGAAGGUGUUUUCAAGGGGCGCGCGGUACGUGGAAGACCUCAAGCGCGUCAGCAAGCAGCUGCGGUCGCUGCCCUAUGUGGAGCCGCAGCUGCCGACGCUCGCGCUGGUGGGGGCGCCCAACGUGGGCAAGAGCAGUCUCGUGCAGGUGCUGUCUUCGGGGACGCCAGAGGUCUGUGACUACCCUUUCACCACCCGGUCCAUCAAGAUGGGCCACUUCUGGGUCGACACGCGCCAGCACCAGGUGUUUGACCGGCUUUGA
Monoraphidium neglectum is the source of this 804-nucleotide messenger RNA. RefSeq lists its product as hypothetical. Gene Ontology annotation, cellular component: nucleolus. Gene Ontology annotation, biological process: ribosomal large subunit biogenesis. Gene Ontology annotation, molecular function: GTP binding; RNA binding; GTPase activity. Lineage: Eukaryota; Viridiplantae; Chlorophyta; Chlorophyceae; Sphaeropleales; Selenastraceae. Bases 1 to 804 code for a protein of 267 amino acids. The record is from RefSeq and is a predicted model, not a curated record. The transcript is spliced from 6 exons.